UUUAAUUUUUAAGAUUUACAUUUCAAGGAAGUACGGAAGUCCAUGGCGUAAUCACUCUAUUCGAAAAGAUCGAAGUUGUUCCAAAAACCACCACAUUGUUAAUUUCGCCGGUGGCCGGAAACAAUGGCGUCUCCGGCGAUCCAGAGAUCACCCCACCACCCACCCUCUACACCCCAGUCCGCCUCACCUCUUCAACGCCUCUCAACUUUCAGAUCCGCCACCACUACUAACCCCACCCCCACUCCCCAUACCCCACUCACUCCAUCCCCAUCCCCACUCGACUCCUUCACAUCCGAUCCAAUUUUCUCCUCAUUCCUCUCCUCCGACUUCGAUUCCACUACCUUCUCCUCCGCCGCACUUUCCUCCGGCUCCGCUGCUUCACGCAUUGAGAAGCUUCAAGAAGGUCUUAAUCUCCUCAACAAUCAACUCCGUCACGAAGUACUCACGCGCCACCACGAUCUCCUCAACCAGCUCACUUCAUUGCGUGCCGCUGAAUCCGCUCUCUCCUCCCUCCGCUCCUCCGUCUCCUCCCUUCAAUCCUCCCUCCGCCGCGUCCGUUCCGAACUCUCCGAUCCUCAUCAAUUAAUUUCCAAACAUACCCUUCAGCUUAACAACCUGCAUUCUACAACCGAGCUUCUUCAGUCUACGAUUCGAACCCUGAGAUUAUCUAAAAAACUCCGGGAUCUCAUGGACCCGACCCAUGACCCGGAAAAAUUGGAUCUUUCUAAAGCUGCACAGCUGCAUUUUGAGAUAUUAUCACUUUAUAAUGAGUAUCAUUUAUCUGGGAUUGAUGUGGUUGAUUUGGAAUUGAAAUGGGUUGUUGAAAUUGGGCUGAAAUUACGGGCCGAAGGGAUGAAGGUUUUGGAGAAUGGGCUUGAGGGUUUGAAUCAAGCUGAAGUUGGAGCUGGGCUUCAGGUGUUUUAUAAUAUGGGGGAGUUGAGGGGGACAGUGGAUGGGUUAGUGAGUAAGUAUAAGGCAAUGGGAGUGAAGAGUAUAACAACAGCUUUGGAUAUGAAAGCUGUUUCUGUUGGUGGUGGAUUUGGUGGGCCAGGAGGUGUGCAGAGAAGUGGAACACCUCAGUUUGGAGGAAGCGCAAAGGCGAAGGAUGCAUUGUGGCAACGGAUGAAUGGUUGUAUGGACCAGUUACAUUCUGUUGUGGUUGCUGUUUGGCAUUUGCAGAGGGUUUUGUCCAAGAAAAGAGACCCCUUUACGCAUGUCUUGCUGCUCGAUGAAGUCAUGCAGGAAGGUGAUCCUAUAUUGACGGAUCGUGUUUGGGAGGCACUGGUUAAAUCCUUUGCUAACCAAAUGAAGUCUACUUUCACUGCAUCAAGCUUUGUUAAGGAGAUAUUCACUGUUGGGUAUCCAAAACUCUUCUCUAUGUUAGAAAACCUCCUUGAAAGAAUUUCACGUGAUACAGAUGUCAAAGGAGUUCCACCAGCUCUCAGUUCAGAAGCAAAGGACCAAAUGUUAUCUUCUGUUGAAAUAUUCCAGACUGCUUUCCUAACCCUCUGUCUGAGUCGUCUUUCGGAUCUUGUUAAUUCUGUAUUUCCAGUGUCCAGUCGUGGAAGUAUUCCCUCAAAAGAACAUAUCUCAAGGAUUAUAUCACGAAUUCAAGAAGAAAUAGAAGCUGUCCAGAUGGAUGCUCGGUUAACCCUUCUUGUCUUGCGUGAGAUCAACAAAGUUCUGCUUCUACUUUCAGAAAGAACAGAAUACCAGAUAUCUACUGGGCCUGAGGCACGGCAAAUAACAGGUGCUGCAACUCCAGCACAGCUGAAGAACUUUGCAUUGUACCAGCAUCUACAAGAAAUUCAUACCCGCAUAUCAUCCAUGGUGGCAGGACUACCAACUAUUGCAACCGAUAUUCUGUCUCCUGCACUGGGAUCUAUCUAUGGGGUUGCAGGUGAUUCAGUGACAUCACUAUUCCAAGCAAUGCUUGAUCGACUGGAGUCGUGCAUCUUGCAAAUUCACGGUCAAAAUUUUGGUAGUCUCGGCAUGGAUGCUGCUAUGGACAAUAAUGCAUCACCUUACAUGGAAGAGCUGCAGCAGAGUAUUCUCCAUUUUCGUAGCGAAUUCCUGUCCAGGCUGUUACCUUCUUCGUCAAGUAGCAUUACUACAGGUUCAGAAACUAUUUGUACUAGACUUGUGAGGAGCAUGGCGUCCAGAGUUCUGAUAUUUUUCAUCAGGCACGCUUCACUUGUUAGACCUCUCUCAGAAUCAGGCAAGUUGAGAUUGGCGAGGGACAUGGCUGAACUUGAAUUAGCAGUUGGCCAAAACUUGUUUCCAGUAGAACAACUCGGUGCCCCAUAUCGAGCACUUAGAGCAUUUCGGCCUGUUAUAUUCCUGGAAACAUCUCAACUUGCAUCAUCCCCACUUCGUCAAGAUCUACCGCCAAGUGUCAUACUGCACCAUCUUUACUCACGCGGGCCUGAAGAACUACAAUCACCAUUGCAAAGAAAUAGACUUACUCCGACGCAGUAUUCACUCUGGAUGGAUUCACAAGGGGAGGACCAAAUCUGGAAAGGUAUUAAAGCUACUCUGGACGACUAUGCUGCUAAGGUACGGUCAAGAGGGGACAAGGAAUUUAGUCCUGUCUAUCCUUUGAUGCUAGAAAUCGGCUCUUCUUUAUCUGGGAAUCGUUAGAGGAGCUUUGAGAGAAUGCAAAGCUCAAAUCAUCUUCUCUUGGUAUAUGCCCUUCCCCAUAUUUUUGUUUCAAUAAUAUUGUCACAGAUGAACACAUAGCAGACCGUUAUCUAUGUUUCGUUUAGUGUCUUACUUUCUUUAUAUAUUUUACCUCAAUUGAUUGUCAUUUUUUCUCACAGUUGUAGUGUUACACUGAUAGUGCACAGAUUCAAAGAAAUGGAUUAUAGUAGUCAGUGCUUCAUUUUCAA
Molecule: messenger RNA, 2888 nt
Organism: Nicotiana tabacum (common tobacco)
Lineage: Eukaryota; Viridiplantae; Streptophyta; Magnoliopsida; Solanales; Solanaceae
Product: conserved oligomeric Golgi complex subunit 5
Biological process (GO): intra-Golgi vesicle-mediated transport
Cellular component (GO): COG complex
Source: RefSeq, a predicted model, not a curated record